CAAUGCGGGGCUCCCCCCGGCGGGGAGAGUCGGGCGACGCAUCAUCUCCCUGAGGAAGGGUUUAUCUCGGCAACCCCCCCGCGUUUUUCAGCUCGGCGGCGGCGCUUUCUCAGACGCAGAACUCACCCCGGCCAGGACCCGGGGGUGGUGCGGCCAUGAGCGCUUGGCGCGGCCGCAGCAGCAGCAGCGUCGGGGUGGCGUCGCCUCGCCAUGGCCAAGCAUCACCCAGACCUCAUCUUCUGCCGCAAGCAGGCGGGCGUCGCAAUUGGAAGACUUUGUGAAAAAUGUGAUGGCAAGUGUGUGAUCUGUGACUCCUACGUGCGGCCCUGCACCCUGGUGCGCAUCUGUGACGAGUGUAACUACGGCUCGUACCAAGGGCGCUGCGUGAUCUGCGGGGGCCCAGGAGUGUCCGACGCCUACUACUGCAAGGAGUGCACCAUCCAGGAAAAAGAUAGAGAUGGUUGCCCUAAGAUCGUCAACCUGGGCAGUUCCAAGACAGAUCUUUUCUAUGAAAGGAAAAAAUACGGCUUCAAGAAGAGGUGAUCCUAUCUGUACAUGGCUGUACCUCCUGCCAGGUUGGCAAGAGGGUCUUGGAACAUCGCUGGACUUUACUAUUAUUGAAAACCGGUUGAUUAUGUUUUUCUAAAGCAGUACAGAUUCAGUAAUAUACUUGGGGCUGGAGAAGUAACGGGCUGGAAAAGUAACAGACUGAAUGACGACUGAAAUUUGAUCAGAACUAAUGAUAAGCAAGAGCAGAUGAGGAUUACUGUCUCUUGCCUUUGCAGAAGCUCUGCAAGUAGUUGCUUCAGCUUUCUAUACAAAGCCUGGUGGGCAAGCACUUACGCAUGGAGGAGACUAGCUCGGUAAAAAGCAAGUGUCGUUUCAGAUGUGGAGAAAGACUUUGUGGUUGUUCUUACCAGGCUAUUUGAAAUUGCCCCAUGCAUCAGUGUUGAAGAACAGAGCACCAAUCCCAUGUGUCUGCUCCCCUCCUCCAUUCCUUCAGUAUAUUUCCAUGCUGCCCUGUUUUGUAAGGAACCUGCUCAUGGCUGGUGCCUUCCUAGAGAGAGCACAGCUGUUCCAUGUUUUCUUUGUCAGAUUAAUCCAAGGCCCCUUCUUGCAACCAUUUCUGUAGGAUGCAUACCAAUAAAGCUUUUCGUUUGGGUUUUUAUUUUUUGUACAACAAA
Molecule: messenger RNA, 1184 nt
Organism: Corapipo altera (White-ruffed manakin)
Lineage: Eukaryota; Metazoa; Chordata; Aves; Passeriformes; Pipridae
Gene: PHF5A
Product: PHD finger protein 5A
Exons: 4
Coding region: 211-543 (110 amino acids)
Biological process (GO): mRNA splicing, via spliceosome
Cellular component (GO): catalytic step 2 spliceosome; U2 snRNP; U12-type spliceosomal complex
Source: RefSeq, a predicted model, not a curated record